Messenger RNA from Camelus dromedarius (Arabian camel), 1447 nucleotides. RefSeq names its product TATA-box binding protein associated factor 7 like (gene TAF7L). The coding region runs from base 1 to 1377 and encodes 458 amino acids. Gene Ontology annotation, biological process: transcription initiation at RNA polymerase II promoter; RNA polymerase II preinitiation complex assembly. The record is from RefSeq and is a predicted model, not a curated record. Gene Ontology annotation, molecular function: RNA polymerase II general transcription initiation factor activity. The transcript has 13 exons. NCBI's taxonomy places the organism in Eukaryota, Metazoa, Chordata, Mammalia, Artiodactyla, Camelidae. Gene Ontology annotation, cellular component: transcription factor TFIID complex.
AUGGAGCGCCCUAAGAAGCGAGGCCCCAGUUCCUCAGGAAAUAAUUUAACACUAACAACCUCAACAUCACAAGUAACGAGACUUCGAGAGUCCCAAACUCCUGUUGGCCAUGGGGAUGAAACCGCUGGCGAUCUCAGUGCCCAAACUACCCGCAACCAAGGCACCCAAACUCCUGACGAUAAUGGCGCCCAAGCUGCUGCCGACAUCGGCACCCAGGCUGCUGCCAAAACCCCUCUGGAAAACUUACUAGAAGGAAAAGAGAUGAGUAAAAGCCAGGAUGAACCUCCUCACGAACUUGAGAACCAGUUUAUAUUGCGUCUGCCUCUGGAACAGGCUUCUACUGUCAGGAAGAUAAUACAUUCUCAAAGUGCCACCAUGAAGGAUAAACUAAAAAUUGACUUGUCUUCUGAUGGACGUCAUGCAGUUGUUGAGGUAGACGAUGUCUCACUAGCUGCUAAGCUGGUUGAUUUGCCUUGUGUUAUUGGAAGCCUGAAAACUGUGGAUAAAAAAACUUUUUAUAAAACGGCGGAUAUUUCCCAGAUGCUUGUGUGCACUGCUGCUGGUGGUGUCCACUCUUCUGAGGAACCAGUUACCUCUACUGGUCGUAAAGCAAUCAAGAAAACUGAAAAGGAGAAACCAAAAAAAUAUGCCUGGAAGCAUGGCAUUACUCCACCGCUUAAGAAUGUCAAAAAGAAAAGAUUCCGCAAAACAACAAAAAAGGUCGUUGAUGUCAAACAAACCAAAGAAGUCAGCAUUAGUAAGUACGCUGAAUCUCCUGAAGUGGAAAAGGAAGUGAGAAGAUUGCUGUGUUCAGAUGCUGAAGCUGUCUGUGCCCGAUGGGAGGUCAUUGCUGAAGGUGAAACCAAGGAAAUAGAAUGCCAAGGCUCCAUUCCAGGCUUUGAGAUAGCUCCAGGAAUAAGUGGCUAUAAGCAGGGUCAUACCUCACCAGAAUGUGAUGUGUUUCCGAAGACGUUCAGUAAUUCUAGCAGUAACAGUGAUGAUGAGGAUGAGGAUGAGGAUGAGAAGGAUGACUACGAUGAUGAGGAUGAAGAUGACAGAGAGGAAGAAUAUUAUUAUGAGGAGGAUCUGGAAAGGGAACUACAGGCGAAGUUCAUUGAAUCUGGCCAGUAUGAAGCAAAGGAAGGAGCCAGUUCAAUGAUCAUGGAAAUUCACAAGCAGACCUAUUACAUGGAGAAAAAGCUCCAAGAGAUUCGAUGCAGGGCACAAAGACAGAAGGAGCUCAUCAUGAAACUGGAAAACCUGACUCUCAAGAAUCACUUACAGUCUGUGCUGGAGCAGCUUAAGCUACAGGAAAAACAAAAAACUGAGCAGCUCAUUUCCCUACGGGAACAACUGAACAAUUUUCUGAAGGAGUGAAGAGAGCCCUAAGGCUGGCACACAAACCUUGGAUUCACCAUCCAGACUGAAGACUAGUUGAAAUUGUGCC